This is a messenger RNA of Oncorhynchus nerka (sockeye salmon), 930 nucleotides long. RefSeq names its product ATP-binding cassette sub-family C member 9-like. The record is from RefSeq and is a predicted model, not a curated record. Gene Ontology annotation, cellular component: membrane. Gene Ontology annotation, biological process: potassium ion transport; transmembrane transport. The annotation marks the transcript as partial. Gene Ontology annotation, molecular function: ATPase-coupled transmembrane transporter activity; ATP binding; sulfonylurea receptor activity. The transcript is spliced from 6 exons. NCBI's taxonomy places the organism in Eukaryota, Metazoa, Chordata, Actinopteri, Salmoniformes, Salmonidae.
AGAGCUCUAAGGUUCAGAUCCACCAUAACACCUGGCUCCACUUCCCUCCCCCUAGGCUGGGGCAGUCAGAGCUCUAAGGUUCAGAUCCACCAUAACACCUGGCUCCACUUCCCUGGACACAACCUGCGCUGGAUCCUCACAUUCACUCUGCUGUUUGUCCACGUCUGUGAGAUCGCUGAGGGAAUCGUCUCCAACAAACAGAUGGACACCAAUCACCUCCACCUCUUUAUGCCAGCGUUUAUGGGUUUCAUAGCAGCCACUACAUCUGUGGUGUACUACCACAACAUAGAAACCUCCAACUUCCCCAAACUACUGCUGGCUCUGUUUAUCUACUGGGUUCUGGCGUUCAUCACCAAGUCCAUCAAGCUGUGGAAGUUUGCAGAGUACGGUGUUGGAGUGCUGCACCUGAGGUUCUGUAUCACAGCCUUGCUGGUCGUUCUGUACGGGCUCCUCAUGGCUGUAGAGAUCAACGUCAUCAGGGUCAGGAGGUACGUGUUCUUCGCCAACCCCCAGAAGGUGAAGCCUCCAGAGGACCUUCAGGACCUGGGAGUGAGGUUCCUCCAGCCCUUCGUCAACCUCCUCUCCAAGGCCACAUACUGGUGGAUGAACCCCCUGAUUAUAGGAGCCCAUAAAAGACCCAUUGAGCUGAAGAAGAUUGGCAAACUCCCCAUCGCCAUGAGAGCCCUCACCAACUACCUGAAGCUCAAAGACGCCUACGAGGAUCAGAGGCAGAAUGCCGAGGACCCAGAGAAGGCUCCAUCCAUCUGGCGUUCUAUGUACCGGGCGUUUGGCCGACCCAUCCUCCUCAGCAGUACCUUCCGUUACCUGGCGGAUCUGCUGGGCUUCGCCGGGCCGCUCUGCAUCUAUGGCAUCGUCGAACAUCUCAACAAAAAGCCUGUCAAGGAAGGGAGUGUGGUGUGUAAUUACUGA